This is a messenger RNA of Melopsittacus undulatus (budgerigar), 738 nucleotides long. RefSeq names its product loricrin-like. The record is from RefSeq and is a predicted model, not a curated record. Lineage: Eukaryota; Metazoa; Chordata; Aves; Psittaciformes; Psittaculidae. Bases 152 to 499 code for a protein of 115 amino acids. The transcript is spliced from 2 exons.
CUGGGAAUUAAGCUAAUAGCUGCCUGUGACAGAGAGUUGUCUCAUUUCCGGGGAAAGGGAUCCCAGAUCUCUAUAAAACUGCUCCUGUCCCUCGGAUCUUCAUUCCCUCCUCUUGCUUUCCUCCCGGCUCAGAUCACCCCAAACCACAGCCAUGUGCUCCCGUCAGGACAGGGACCAGUGCCACACACAGGAGCGUUACACCCGGCAGAGCAGCGGUGGUUGCCACAGCUCCGGUGGUGGUUGCCACAGCUCCGGUGGUGGUGGCUGCCAUAGCUCCGGUGGUGGCGGUGGCUGUCACAGCUCCGGUGGUGGUGGUGGCUGCCAUAGCUCCAGUGGUGGCGGCGGCUGCCAUAGCUCCGGUGGCAGCGGUGGAUGCCAUAGCUCCGGUGGUGGUGGUUGUCAUGGGAAGCCACAGGUCCAGUACCACUACCACCAGCAGCAGCAGCAGCAGCAGCAGCAGCAGCAGGUCCACCAGCUGCCCUCGCAGAAGAUGAAGUGAUGUGGGUGUCCCACCAGCCCCAGCUCCAGCCACAAAGGCCACGCAUGGACCAGCUCCCUCUGGUCUCCCCACAGCUUUGCAAGCCCUGGGCUGCAAACCCUCUCCUUGCCCUCCAGGACCAUUGCUCCCUGGGAAGGGGCAUCACUUGCGGUCCCUGCUGCCACCUCUGCCUGAUGACCCAGGCUGUGCCUUGGCCCCAUGAGGUGCCCAUGAAGCAAUAAAGCAUUGAGUUCGCAAGA